Molecule: messenger RNA, 1097 nt
Organism: Camelina sativa (false flax)
Lineage: Eukaryota; Viridiplantae; Streptophyta; Magnoliopsida; Brassicales; Brassicaceae
Biological process (GO): defense response
Source: RefSeq, a predicted model, not a curated record
CGACAAGAUCCUUGACGCUGACGCUUCAGCUAUUGUCAUUGAGAUUUACGCAGCGGCUUGGGCUAAAGACGCCCUUGUUGGUACUGUCAAUGUUCUUCUUAGCGAUCUUUUUGCUCCUUGGUCUGGUUUCGGCGACGGUGACGAUGGUGGUGGUGGGAACAACAAUAUGAGGCUUGUGACGCUUCAGAUCCGUCGUCCUUCCGGUAGGCUUCAAGGGUUUUUACGGCUCGGCGUUGCGCUUCUUGACGGUGGUCAACGGAGUAUGCCGUUAUCUAUUGAGGUGUUUGAUGGAAGUAGAAGAGGAGAUACGAAUAAAAGAGAUCAAGAAGCUUCAAGGAUGAUGCAUCGCCGUACGAAUAGCGAUCAAACGGAUUUAACAACGUCGACGAAUAAUUACGGAGUUAAAACAGGGGUUGUUACCGGAGGAGGAGGCGGUGGUGGUCUUGUUAUUGGUGCGGAUAGUAUGGUGAACGGUUCGCUUUGUAACUCUGAUAUUGGACCAUCAGCGUCAGUGGUCGCGGCUGCUAUUGCGCAAGGGCUUUACAACAGGCAGAAAACAGCGGUUGCGACGUCGACGAACAGUAAUAACAAAGAGGACGCGAGUUCGAUUCUUGAAGGGAAAACAGAGGGAAUUGAGCACAGAGUCGAACGGUGGAGAGCUGAGAAAAAAGGCGCGGUUGAAGCGGCUGGAUCGAGCGAUGAAUCUAGCGGGAAAGGAGGAGCAGGGAGGAGACGUAGGAGGAGGAGACGAAAGGAGAAACAACAACGAGGGAGGAACGGUGGAGGAGGAGAAGGUAAGAAAGGGUUGUUUUCAUGUUUCGGAAACGUGUUUGGAUGCGAGAUUUCGAUAACUUGUGGCGGUGGAAGCGGCGGAGAAGGAGACAGCACGAAGAAGAGAUAUAACAAGAAUAAAGUAGUAAAUCUUAGUGCUGUAGACGAAACGUUUAGUCAUUCUGCGGCUUAAAGAAAAAGAGAGAAAAAGUGUUUAUAUUUUGUUUUUUUUUGAAUGUGCGAAAACGUUUGAUGAUGAUGGGUUUAAACUGUGAAAUUUGAAAGUAUUGAGGUGAAACGUAUGAAUAAACUUUCAGUUACUAAUA